Aspergillus tanneri is the source of this 519-nucleotide messenger RNA. RefSeq lists its product as uncharacterized. Lineage: Eukaryota; Fungi; Ascomycota; Eurotiomycetes; Eurotiales; Aspergillaceae. The record is from RefSeq and is a predicted model, not a curated record. The coding region runs from base 1 to 519 and encodes 172 amino acids. The transcript is spliced from 3 exons.
AUGUCUCCAUUUAUUAACCAUGGCGACAUGCGGGACCUGGCAUUAGUUCCGAACGAGCCUACAACCACAAGAGCUGCCGUGGCUCGUCGUGAGGCGUCUGAACACUUCCCAGAAAUGCGUUCUGCUGUGGCAUCCACUCAUUUCGUGAAGUUCCAUCCCUUCCAGCAAAAGAGGAAUCAGCUUGAUGCUGAUGCCAAGAUCGCCCUCCGGAAUGACAUCUGGGAGACACUCAACAGUGGCCCCUCAGAUUCUUCUGCCGGUGAAGGUGUUGACAAUCUCACAUCGGCGCCGACUGUCGCAGCGGUGCAUGAAGAUGACACAGGAGGCAAAGUUGAACCAUAUGAUGUGGCCGGGCAAAUGAUCCUGCCAGUUGCCGUUAAUAAGGCUGUUGAGAGGUUCGAGAUGCAGGAGGCAGAGAAGCUUGUCAAAGAAUAUGAGAUGGUGCCAUACGAACAAAAGGCUGCUCCAGGCUAUUUGGCCGAUGAUGAUUUUGAGCUAGUUGAUCAUGGUUGGCUGUAG